Molecule: messenger RNA, 2088 nt
Organism: Gracilinanus agilis (Agile Gracile Mouse Opossum)
Lineage: Eukaryota; Metazoa; Chordata; Mammalia; Didelphimorphia; Didelphidae
Gene: EML2
Product: EMAP like 2
Exons: 19
Coding region: 54-2003 (649 amino acids)
Biological process (GO): microtubule cytoskeleton organization
Cellular component (GO): mitotic spindle
Molecular function (GO): microtubule binding
Source: RefSeq, a predicted model, not a curated record
GAGCUGGUCCCGCCGCCGCUGCAGCCCCCGCCGCCGCCUUAGUAGCCGCCGCCAUGAGCAGCUUCGGACCUGGCAAGACCAAAGAAGUUCUCUUCAGCCUGGAGGAAGGAUCCGUGAAGAUGUUUCUUCGGGGGCGUCCAGUGCCCAUGAUGAUCCCCGACUCCCUGGCGCCCACUUACAGCCUGGAUGCCCGUGCAGAGCUACCUGGGAGACGAUUCAAGCUGGACUGGGUCUACGGCUACCGGGGCCGGGACUGCCGGGCCAACCUCUACCUGCUGCCCACUGGGGAGAUCGUGUACUUCGUGGCCUCUGUGGGCGUCCUUUACAGCGUGGAGGAGCAAAGGCAGCGCCACUACCUGGGCCACACUGACGACAUCAAGUGCCUGGCAGUUCACCCUGACAUGGUCACUAUCGCCACAGGACAAGUGGCGGGGACCACCAAAGAGGGCAAGCCACUGCCUCCUCACGUGAGGGUCUGGGACUCGGUCUCCCUCUCUACUCUGCACGUGCUGGGCCUGGGUGCUUUUGACCGAGCUGUCUGUUGCGUGGGCUUCUCCAAAUCGAAUGGAGGAAACCUCCUGUGUGCUGUGGAUGAAUCCAAUGACCAUGUGCUGUCUGUGUGGGACUGGGCCAAAGAGCAAAAAGUGACUGAAGUCAAGUGUUCCAAUGAGGCUGUCCUGGUAGCCACCUUCCAUCCUACUGAGCCCAACCUAAUCAUCACCUGUGGGAAGUCCCACAUCUAUUUCUGGACCCUUGAAGGGGGAAGCCUGAGCAAGAGGCAAGGGAUCUUUGAGAAACAUGAGAAGCCCAAGUAUGUGUUGAGCGUGGCCUUCACAGAGGGAGGCGACGUGGUCACUGGAGAUUCCAGUGGGAACAUCUAUAUCUGGGGAAAAGGAGGGACACGCAUCAGCCACGCGGUGCCUGGGGCCCACGAGGGCGGUGUCUUCGGCCUGUGCGUCCUGCGGGACGGGACGCUGGUGUCUGGGGGCGGCCGGGACCGGCGAGUGGUGCUCUGGGGCCGGGACUACAGCCAGCUGCAGGAGGUUGAGGUCCCUGAGGCUCUUGGGCCAGUGCGCACGGUGGCAGAAGGCCGGGGAGAUGAGCUGUUUGUGGGCACGACCCGCAACUCCAUCCUUCGAGGCUCCGUCCACACGGGCUUCUCUGCCCUGGUCCAGGGCCACACUGAGGAGCUGUGGGGUCUGGCCGCCCACCCCAGCCGGGGCCAGUUCAUCACGUGCGGCCAGGACAAGCAGGUACACUUGUGGAGCGCAGAUUCGCACCAACCCAUAUGGAGCAAGAUCAUCGAGGACCCUGCCCGUUCGGCUGGCUUCCACCCCAGUGGUUCCGUCCUGGCUGUGGGUACAGUCACUGGCAGGUGGCUCCUCCUGGACACCGAGUCGCAUGACCUCGUGGCCAUCCAUACGGACGGUAACGAGCAGAUCUCCGUGGUGAGCUUCUCCCCAGAUGGGGCGUUCCUGGCGGUGGGCUCCCAUGACAACCUGGUGUACGUGUACAGUGUGAGCGAGGGUGGCCGGAAAGUCAGCCGCCUGGGGAAGUGCUCGGGUCACUCCAGCUUUAUAACACAUCUGGACUGGGCGGAAGACAGUUCCUGCUUUGUCACCAACUCAGGGGACUAUGAAAUCCUCUACUGGGAUCCCGCCACUUGUAAGCAAAUCACUAGCGCAGAUACGGUGAGGAACGUGGAGUGGGCUACGGCCACCUGCGUCCUGGGAUUCGGAGUGUUUGGGAUCUGGUCCGAGGGAGCCGACGGCACCGACAUCAACGCCGUGGCUCGAUCCCACGACAAGGCGCUGCUGGCUUCGGCCGACGAUUUCGGCAAAGUGCACCUGUUCGCCUAUCCCUGCUCUCAUCCCAGGGCUCCGAGCCACAAGUACGGGGGCCACAGCAGCCACGUGACCAACGUGGCCUUCCUGUGGGACGAUUCGGCCGCUCUUUCGGCAGGGGGCAAGGACACCAGCGUCCUGCAGUGGCGGGUGGUCUGAGCCCCGGGGGGCCAGCAGGGCCAAGGGGGAAGAGAGCCCCUGCCCGGGGCCUGGACGUUCUAGGACUACGUAGAGAGAAAUAUAA